Messenger RNA from Didymosphaeria variabile, 771 nucleotides. RefSeq lists its product as uncharacterized. The transcript has a single exon. Gene Ontology annotation, cellular component: extracellular region. Gene Ontology annotation, molecular function: cutinase activity. The record is from RefSeq and is a predicted model, not a curated record. NCBI's taxonomy places the organism in Eukaryota, Fungi, Ascomycota, Dothideomycetes, Pleosporales, Didymosphaeriaceae. The coding region runs from base 1 to 771 and encodes 256 amino acids. Gene Ontology annotation, biological process: carbohydrate catabolic process.
AUGCCCCCAACUUCCCGCCUGCCACUUGGAAAUAUCUCUCAGGACCAGCUCAACUCGUUUGCUCACCUAUCGCAAACCUCUGCCUCAUUCGAUCCAAAUCAGCGACCUCUCGCGUUUACACGCUCCGCCGCUCUGGGUGCCAGUACACAGAACGACGUCGUGAACGCAGUAUGCAAGAACUACACUUUACUAUUCGCGCGAGGAACUACAGAACAAGGCAACAUGGGAACACUCGUUGGACCGCCAUUGGCGCAGGCUCUUGGUAAGGCUGUCGGUGCAGACAACCUUGCCGUUCAAGGUGUGGACUAUGCCGCCAGCGUUGAAGGAUUCCUUGCUGGCGGAGAUGUGGACGGGACUAAGACGAUGGCAGGCUUAGUCGCAAUGGCCAAAAGUAACUGCGAGAACACUUCGCUCAUUCUUAGUGGCUACUCCCAGGGCGCUCAGCUCGUUCACAAAGCUGCAGACAUGUUGACCGCCAACGAAACUUCAUUCGUCUUGUCCGCGGUUCUCUUUGGUGACCCGGACAACGGGAAAGCUGUAGGGCAGAUCGAUAGCUCCAGAACAAAGGUCUUCUGUCACGAGGCUGACAAGAUUUGCGAUGGGCAAGCCGUGGUAGAUGCAGCGCAUUUGACCUACAGUCUGAAUGUGGGAGAAGCGACGGUAUUCGUGCUCAAAGGCAAGGUUCUCGAAGCGUUGGCAUCAUAUUCAUUGAAAGACGACAAGACAAAGAAAGUUUCCGAGAAGGCUGUGAAGGCUUCCAGAUAUGAGUAA